GGGAACCCCAGGCCACCAAAGCAGAACAUGUGAACUUAACCACUGCACCACCAGGCUGGCCCCUCUAAGUGCUUUUAUACAGCAUUGUUUGUUACGACAAUCCAACUUCUGUGAAGGUCCCACAAAACCCCAAAUAGCCCCGAGAAGAGAGAAUGAGCUCCCUAAGGAUGACAAAGGGCUUCUGGGUAAAUUGAAGUGGGGGAGGCAGGAAGAAAUGAAUGACCAGACCAGGGGAACACCCUAUUGUGGUGUCUUGGUCGGAUGCUGUCUCAAAGCCACAGCACAAGCUCAGCAGCUUGAAUGUGCCUGCCAGGGCAUCAACUCCAAGAGAUUGCUUAUGGUACCAGUGUCCAGGGGUGGCCCCCGGUAGUGGCCUCUUACUGGAUUGUUCCUGUGUUGUGAUCUUGGCUGUGUUCAUGGUAACCAGCCUCCCUUGGUUCCUGUCCAACUGUCAAGUCUUCUGGCCAUUCUGUGAGUUCCCACUAUUCUUUCUCUAUAAAUUAGCCAGAGUGAGCUUUUGAAUUUUGCAAUCAAGAGCCAAGAUGGCUAUAAGCUCUUCCAGUAAAUGUAAGGAGAAUGGGUUUGUUGGGACACUAUUCUCCACGGGUCUUUCACAUUUCUGCAUGUCCUGUAAACAGAGGCACUGACUUUUCAAUGGAAUUUAUAUAAUGAACAACCUUGGAAGACAGAGAUAGUGUCUCUUUCUGGAGCAAAAAGCAGGUUUGCUUACUGCCUAUUAUAAAAGAUUCGGGUUCUCUAAGCUCAGCGUUCCUCUUGUAAUGCAGACCACUGUUUCUUCAGGUAUUCACUGACACCCAUCCGUGUGGCACCCAUGGGACAGUGGGGCAAGAGGAGUUGACACAAAUACGCUAUGCCAUGCUGCUGUGCCAUGAGGAAUAAAGUCCUUGUCUCUGAUCCAGGAGUCUCAUGUUUUUGGCAGCACCCAUGAAACUACAGCAGGCUAACUUGCAUGCUUGCAAGAAGGGCAAAACUUUAGACCCUUCAGAGUUCUUAGCAGGUUUGCCCCCAUUUGACUAGGAGAUUCCCAGGGGCUGCUCUGCUCUCUUUGCUCUACAUCCGACCAACCUGCCUCAACCAAACUUGGUUCCCCUCCACCCUUAGUCUCGGAUGGAGGACCUUAUCAUUGUUCUCUUUCAGACUGACAGGCUCUCCGUGUCUGGGUUUGCAUGCUCUGCCCCUCUGCAGACUCCUGUCUCUGCCCACACCCCACUGUAAGGCCAGGAAAAGAAGUUUUCCCAGGGCUCCAUGACUUUAUUCCCUCCCCCAGCACAAGCCCCAGCCCCCACACGCACAUACACAACAUUCAGGAGCUACACCUGGCUCUCGCUUGAGCCCUGCUUCCAAUUUGACUUGGCGUCAUUUCCUCUGAUCCCUGGAGCUAAAGCAUUGAGUUGGAAGUGGCUACAGUGGGGAGCAGGCGUGAGGAAGCACAGGGAUAGGACAGAAAGGGGAGGAGAGAAAAUAAUGAUACAAAUAAACACAAUGCUUUGACUGUUUGCUGUGAGCCAGGUAAGAUCUGGUACUGGACUACUAUCUCUGAUUUACAGAUGAAGAGAGAGAACAUGCUGAAGGUCAGAGAGCUUUUAUAUUUAUGUGGUUGAACUGAGAUUUGAACCCAAUCUGUUGGGGGCCAAAGCCAUCCUCUACUCCCCUUCCCAGGAAGGAAGGUGGGGGACACCUGGGUGUCGAGUGCUUUUGGAGGCUCUAGAAGAGGCAGCUCUUCCAGGGCGGAGCCUAUGGGCAGGUGAGGUUCUGGCCCCGCCCCUUGUGAGCCAACAGAGGCCCUAGAGACCAGACCUAGUUCUAGGCUCUGGGAACUCCCUCUCAUCCCGGUCCCUGGUCAGGGGAAGAGGGCAGCACAGCCUUGGGAAGGAUGGAUAAGCACGGCGUGAAGACCCCCUUGUGGAAGAAGGAACUGGAAGAGCCCCGCGCCGGGGAGGUAGAGGCAGAGGAAGCCGAGGAGGGGUCGGAGGAGGAGGACGAGGCGAGGCCGCCGGAGGAGAGCGUGGCCGAGGGCGAGGCAGAGAGCCGGGAGGCGGAGGGCGACGAGGGCCAGCGGGGCUCGGUGUCCUACUGCCCCCUGCGCCAGGAGUCCAGCACCCAGCAGGUGGCGCUGCUGCGGCGCGCGGACAGCGGCUUCUGGGGCUGGCUCAGCCCGUUCGCGCUGCUCGGCGGCCUGGCGGCUCCCGCCGACAGGAAGCGGAGCCUCCCGGAGGAGCCGUGCGUGCUGGAGACGCGGCGGAGACGGCCGCGCGGAGGGGGCUGUGCGCGCUGCGAGAUCCUUUUCUGCAAGAAAUGCGGGAACCUGCACAGCCACCCGGCCUUCGUGGCGCACUGCAUUCUGGAGCACCCGGAUCUGGGUGAGGCGCCGGCUUCGGGAGGAGCGGGGGCCACCGGGAGCCCCUGAGCGCCCCCACCUCCAGCCUUUGUGCCCUCCAUCCUCGCCUGACCCCAAACUCCCUGCAACCUUCUCCUCGAUCUUGACGCGGAGCGCUCUCCAGCACGUUCCAAAGCACUGCCCCUUCUCAGAGCCGCUCUCCCGGAGCGCCCCCCUUAGGCAGGAAGGCCCACAAUUGGUGGCGCAUUUCCACCUGUCAUCGAGCGCCUGCCCAAAGCCGACCCCAUCACCUAGAGCUCCAUUCCUCCUGAGCGCCUCCUGAGGGCUCCCGCCCCCGGGCACCCAGUGCCUGCCCCCCACCUGACUCGCGUCCCCUGGCACAACCUCACAUUCUUUUUUGGGUAUUUCAGGUCCUUGUGGCCUGAUGAGCAGAGGCAUCCCUAGAGAAAAUACCCUCUGGGUCCCCUCACCCCUCUGAGAAACCUACCUCUUCUUCUCAAGUCAUUCAAUAAAGCCUCUAAACAAAGUGUCAGCGCCUCGGUGGGGCAAGGCGGCUCUGGCUCUGGUAAGAGUGAUGACGACCCAACCUUCUUCCCCUCCCCCAAGGUUCAAGCCAGCGGGGGAAAGGGCAGGGCGAGAGCCUGCUCCCUCCGCCUCCCCAGGACGGGGCGGUACAAAGCUCGCAUCCAAGGGCAGUCAAAGGCCGUUCUCCCCACCGCGCAGAGAAGAAAUGGAGGCACAGGGCCAGGAAUGCCCGUGGGAGCUGGGGGCUGAACAGUGCCAGUCCAUUCUCCCCUCCCCCUGGAAGCCUGGUCUUGCUGAGGUCGAUGCGUGUGCAGAUGAGGUACUGGCUGGUGUGGAGCAGGAAGGACUAGAGAACCAGGUGCUAAAAUGCUGGGACUGUCUGAGGCAGAAGACAGGGAGGCUGGGGAGCUGGUUCCUUCUCCAGGAAUCCCAGCUAUUCUUGGCCAGCCAGCAGGAGCUCCUGGAAUGCUGCGUGUGUGGCCUGGAGAAUGGGGCCAUUGUGAGCACAGGGCCUCCCCCGAGCGCCUGCAGCAGUGCAGACCUCCAGAGCGGCCCCUGUCCUCUCCCAGCCGCACGUGGUUCUCCAUCUGGCCUAGGGGGUGAGGAGAGGCAAGGACAUUUUGCUUUUUGGGGAGAGG
Equus caballus (horse) is the source of this 3522-nucleotide messenger RNA. RefSeq names its product chromosome 11 C17orf50 homolog (gene PGBDF). NCBI's taxonomy places the organism in Eukaryota, Metazoa, Chordata, Mammalia, Perissodactyla, Equidae. The record is from RefSeq and is a predicted model, not a curated record.